AUGGCGGCCAAGCCGGCCGCCUUCCUGUUGACUCCGAACCCCAGAGCUCAAGAGUAUGCUCGGCGUGUCUACAUGCAGGCCAGCAUAGCACGACGCCCAGCAUCAGCGCCUUUGGGCAGACGACCUGUGGAGACAGAGGUGCCGCUGACUCCGCUGCAGCUCUUGCGCCAGCGCAGCAGCCGCCCCACCUCUGCGGCACCGCGGGAGGAGCCAUCUCUGUCGGAGUUUGGGGAGGUGAACCUGAGCACCGUAGGCUCUCGCCUCUCGCGCCCCAGCUCCGCAGCUCAGCUACGCUUGGGCGCGCAGCAGGCGCCGCCGGUGCCAGCCGUGGCCUUGCCGCUCACCAUGACCUUCGGCCGCCCCGCAUCGGCCGGGGCUGUGCGCGCGGGCGACCAGCGCGGCCAAGGGCAGAUAGCAGUCUCACCGGAGACUGGAGCAGAGGAUCAGGGCCGGCCCACGUCGGCGCCGAGCGUCCAUUCCAGCGUGGCGUCCGGCUCCGCGGCGUCGGUCGCGACGUCCCAGGUGCCGAUGGAAGCUGCUAGGCCGUUUCAGGUGCACGACGCGGUCGAGCCGCCAAGUGGAGCCAAGAACUGCACCGCAGAGGUCUCUCAGAGUUCCUUGUCAACUCAGCAACCCUUGCAUUCGGAGACCUCUCAAGAGUUGGAUGUGCCGGAAGAGGACUGCGACGAUGCCACCGAGGCCGAGCUGCAGAAGCGCGUCGAAGAGCUCCGGCGCCAGGAAUUGGAAGAGAAGCUCGCCAAGUUGCAGCAACAACAGGAGGAGAUUGAGGAAGAACGGCAGGAGGUUCAAAAGCUUCUCCAGAAACCUCCCAUCAUGAGGAGGUGGAAAUUUAUCCAUUCCACCCAUGCUUGCUUCACCAUCACCCCCAUGACCGCGAUGCAUGGGCCCUCGCGUGCGGAGAGCAUGACGGAGCUUCGCAUUGAUGGCAAAGCCAUCUCAGGAUCAGCUUCCAGGUCAGGAAAGAGCUCCAGGCACCAAGGAAAGCCGUUUGCACCAUCCCUUGAGAGGACCGUGCCGUUUCGCCCCGCCAGCAGCCCUGCCAUAAGAAGGUCGAGCAGCGCCGCGGAGCGAGGCGUGCAGCAGUGGCCGCCCCGUGGCGGGUCUAGUGGCCGAAUGAGCUUGAGGGACUUGCACUAUGAGAGCAUGCGGCGGCAAGCAGCUGCACGACAGGACUUAGUGCAACAGCGGGAGAUCGUGCGCGAACCGUGGACUCACGGAGGGAGUCGCCCUGCUAGACCUUGGUCAGCCAUCCCUGGCUACACUGGCCACAGGCCCAGAAUGGAAGAGGAGGACUUCGUGGGCCACAACUGGCACAAAGCGUCCCUUCAAUGCAUCCGGCUCUUCCAGUCGACGACUCGCAAGGUCUGA
This is a messenger RNA of Durusdinium trenchii, 1389 nucleotides long. Lineage: Eukaryota; Dinophyceae; Suessiales; Symbiodiniaceae. The record is from the annotation of a GenBank genome assembly.